GUCGAGGCUGUGCAGGAAACAGAAUUGUACUAUGAUUUGUACAAUUAGCGAAUUUGGUUAUUUGAGAUAUUACAAAUAGCAGUAAGAUGGAGUGCACUGCUGAAACUUCGAUUCUAGAAUUAAAAGAACAUCGAAUAUUGAGAUUUUAUUGUGAAAAAUGUCUACAAUUCGAGACGCACACUCUACUUCAAAACUCAAUAGAAGACAAAAUAAAAAUUAUUGAAUCCAAAGAUGAAAUAAUAACGUUACUUAAACAAAAACUAACGGAGUCCGAAUCAUCACGUAUACCAAUAACAACAUCAUCAUAUAGUCAAAUAGCACAAACUGAAAUAAAAAAAUCACCAAAAAUAAACAUAAAUCUUCCCGGAAUCAUUAUUAAACCAAAGCAAAAACAAACUGCCGAAAAAACUGAAAAGGAUAUAAAGGAAGCUAUAGUUCCAAAAGAUCUUCGAAUUGCCGUAAAAAAUACUAAAAAAAUAAAAGAUAGUAGUAUUCUUAUUCAAUGCUGCAAUAAGGAACAUGUUGACAUUCUAAAAAAAGAAGCAGAAUCCAAAUUAAAGAACUAUGAAGUACAAGUAACAAAAUUAAGGCUACCGAGGUUCAAAAUAAUAGGAUGUACCACCAAUCUUAGCGAAAAGGAGAUAGAGAACUCUAUAAGAAAGCAAAACAAUUUUAUCACCGAGCAAAACAAACUUAAAAUAACAUAUAAUAAAAAAGCUAGAAAUGACAAAGGUAAAUCCAUAGUUUUUGGUGAAUGUGACCCCAUUUUAUUUAGUAAACUGAUAUAUGAAAAGAAAAUUUUCUUUGGUUGGCAAAGGUAUCCAGUAUACGAGGAUUUGAGUAUACAGCGAUGUUUUAAGUGUCAACAAUUUUACCACAAAAUUGAAAAUUGUCCUAAUGAAGCUGUAUGUGAAUUUUGCUCCAACAAACAUGAUGUAUCUGAAUGUCCGAAAUUACAAAAAAAAUGCGUCAACUGCAUUUCAGCAAACAUGAAAUACAAAAGUAAUUACAACACAGUUCAUGAAGCAAACAACCCAGAAUGUCCAUCUUAUCAGUACCAGUUGAAUCUUCUGCGAACGAAAAUAGAUUAUCAUGGGUAA
Messenger RNA from Anthonomus grandis grandis, 1100 nucleotides. RefSeq lists its product as uncharacterized. Lineage: Eukaryota; Metazoa; Arthropoda; Insecta; Coleoptera; Curculionidae. The transcript has 2 exons. The record is from RefSeq and is a predicted model, not a curated record. The coding region runs from base 87 to 1100 and encodes 337 amino acids.